This is a messenger RNA of Triticum aestivum (bread wheat), 815 nucleotides long. RefSeq lists its product as uncharacterized. The transcript has 4 exons. Bases 450 to 815 code for a protein of 121 amino acids. The record is from RefSeq and is a predicted model, not a curated record. NCBI's taxonomy places the organism in Eukaryota, Viridiplantae, Streptophyta, Magnoliopsida, Poales, Poaceae.
UUGCCCCCGCCGCUCGCACGAACCAGGAGCGAGGCCCCCUCGCGCAAAAAAGCCCGGCUAGGGUUCCACCCACCGCCGCCUCCCUGCCACAUUCGCUCCCUCUCUUCGCUGAUCCACCUACGACACGCUUCUCUUCUUCGAUGCGGCCUAACCGCGUCCCGUUCGCCCGCCCGGCCACCUGCCCGUGAGGGUUUCCGCGGCACCGCCGCCGCCGGCUGCCAUUCACGCCCACGCCGAGGGAAAGGCCGUAGUCAAGCCGUGGGGCGGGGGCAUCGGCGACGGGGCUGAUGCGACGGACCUCCAUGCGCCCUCCAAUCCGAAUGCCCUCUCGUCCACGUCUACAUCUGUCCGUUUAUCUCCUCUGAGUCAGAGUGCCCUCCGUCAGAACUCUUUGUCAGCAUGGCGGCCGGUGGCAGCGGCCAUCUACGAUCUGUUCGUGCGUUGCCCUGAUGGAGGCGGCCGUGCUCCAUAGCAAGGCAGAAAGGGAAACCAACUUCAACUUUGCGAGGAGAAGUUCCGCAUUUGAGAAGCCGGAGAAGAGUAUCUCACUAAGUACAGAUUCGAGCAGCCGACUCCGUCGAUGUCGUGCUCGUUUACCAGCCAUGCAUUCCAGACAAGUUGAAUGCCGGUGGCAACAGACAUUCAACGGCACCCUCGUCGGCGCUCUCCUCACAGGACCCCGCCUCCCACGCUGGACCUCCUUGCCGCCCGCACAACGCUAUUACUCCACGCACGCAUGGCCAAACUUCCUCAUAGGGGUGCGUAGGUGUGUCGUUCCUGCAGACCUAUUUUUUGGUGCUACGUUGACAUGCUAG